AUAUAUAUAAACGCACGCCGGCGCACAGGGGAGGAAAUAGGGCAGCAGACAGAUACUUCCAGAGAUUCAGCUAGCGAUCCCAAACACACAGGGCCGCAGGCAGAUACUUUCAGAGAUUCAGCUAGCGACCCCAAACACACAGGGCUACGAUACCUUUGGCAGCAGCUAGCAACUCGAUCGAUAUGGGCCGUUGGUUGAAGCCAGAUGUCUACCCGCUGAUCGCGGCCAUGUCGUUCGUGACGGGGAUGUGCGUCUUCCAGCUCACCAGGAACGUCUUCAUGAACCCGGACGUGAGGGUGAGCAAGAGCAACCGGCAGAGCGCGGUGCUGGACAACGCGGAGGAGGGCCAGCGGUACAGCCAGCACGCGUUCCGGCGCUUCCUCAGCACGCAGCGCCCGGAGGUCUUCCCGGCCCUCAACCGCUUCUUCUCCGAGUCCGGCAACGGCAAGUGACCGGACGGCGGCCGGCCACGCGCACACCAUGUCCGUUCUCGGCGGUGCGCGUGCCGCGCGCGUGUGAAUAUGUACGCUACGGUUCGUACGUGUCUGGAAUCAUGGUGUGGUGUGCCGAAUGAAUAAAAUCGAACUAGAUAUGCUGUUCGUGA
Messenger RNA from Phragmites australis (common reed), 604 nucleotides. RefSeq lists its product as uncharacterized. The coding region runs from base 183 to 452 and encodes 89 amino acids. The record is from RefSeq and is a predicted model, not a curated record. The transcript has 2 exons. NCBI's taxonomy places the organism in Eukaryota, Viridiplantae, Streptophyta, Magnoliopsida, Poales, Poaceae.